Hylaeus volcanicus is the source of this 4583-nucleotide messenger RNA. It is a transcript of the gene cactin, whose product is annotated as splicing factor Cactin. NCBI's taxonomy places the organism in Eukaryota, Metazoa, Arthropoda, Insecta, Hymenoptera, Colletidae. Bases 1 to 3975 code for a protein of 1324 amino acids. Gene Ontology annotation, biological process: mRNA cis splicing, via spliceosome. The record is from RefSeq and is a predicted model, not a curated record. The transcript is spliced from 13 exons. Gene Ontology annotation, cellular component: spliceosomal complex; cytoplasm. Gene Ontology annotation, molecular function: protein binding.
AUGCGGAACACGUUCUGUUUCGAUUAUCAGAGUGCGAAAACUCGAUCUUCCCGCGAAUGCAAUAGUCGUACUGUUGGCGCGCUUCGUUCUCGAGGAGUGCGGAGUUGCGGAGUUGUGGAUUGUGGAUUGUGGAGUGCGCCGUGUGCCGUGUGCCGGUUGGCCCAUGAGAGUCCAAGCCUGCCCGAGCCUGAGCCCUUCGUCGCGUGGAUGCAACAUAUGGAUAAGUAUUCCCGUAGGAAAGAUUAUGAGAGAUCAAGAAACGAUAAUGAAGGUCGACGUAAAUACAAAGAAAGAAUUUCACGCAGGAAUAAUGACAGUGAUUAUGAAAGACGUACCAGUAGUUCAAAGUCAAAACAUAAACAUUCUAAAAGUUCCAGUGAAAAGUGUACGAAAUCUAAGCAUAGAGAUUCUUCGGAAUUGUACGAAUCUCAUAAAAUAUCUUCUAAACGUAAAAACAAGAAAAGAUCAUCAUCGUCAUCGUCGUCGUCGUCUUCGUCUUCGUCUUCGUCUUCGUCUUUGUCUUCGUCUUCGUCUUCGUCUUCGUCUUUGUCUUUGUCUUCUUCAAAUUCAAGUGAAUCCAGUAGCUCAUCCUCGAGUUCUACAAAGCUAUUAGAGAAGCUCCAGAAACAACGCCAAAAACAAAUCGAAGAGAGGAAACGUCAGAAAGAACUAAUGAAAGCAACAGAGACACCGGAAGAAAAGAGGUUACGUCGCUUAAAAAAGAAAGAAGCCAAAGAACGCAAACGUAAAGAAAGAAUGGGUUGGGACAACGAUUAUUUGCAUUACACAAAUACAGAUAAUCCGUUUGGCGAUGGAAAUUUAUUAUCUACAUUUGUAUGGUCUAAGAAACUUGAAAAGGAAGGUUUACUUGGUGUUAGUAGAGAAGCAUUAGAAAUUAGGAAUAGACAUAAACAAGAGGAAAAUAAAAGAGAGUUAGAGAAAGUUAAGAAACGGCGACAAGAAAGAGAAUUGGAAAGACAACAAAGGGAAGAAGAAAUGACAUUGUUACAAAGAGGAAAAGAAGCUGCCCAGUUGGAACAAUGGGCAAGACAAGAAGAUCAAUUUCAUUUAGAGCAAGCAAGGUUAAGAUCUCGUAUCAGAAUACAGGAUGGUCGUGCGAAACCGAUCGAUCUUCUUGCAAAAUAUAUUAGCGCCGAGGAAGAAGUCGAUGCCGUGGAAAUGCACGAACCUUAUACUUAUUUACGUGGUCUACACGUAAAAGAUUUAGAAGACCUUAUCGAAGAUAUUAAAGUUUACAAGGAAUUGGAACGUGGUAAAAAUUUGGAUUAUUGGAAUGAUAUUACUGUAAUCGUUGAAGAUGAAUUACACAAAUUAAGAAAAUUAGAAAGAUCGGAAUACGAAGUAGCUGUCGGUCGAAGAGAAGGAAUACACGAAUCGGUAGCUAAAGAUGUAACUGCCAUUUUCAAAGGAAAAACAGCAACGCAACUAGAAGCUUUACAGUUACAAAUCGAAACAAAAAUUACAGGAAAACCAGAAGGUGUUGACAUAGGAUACUGGGAAAGCCUCUUAUCUCAAUUAAAAGCGCAUAUGGCAAGGGCACGAUUAAGAGAUCGACACCAAGAAAAUUUGCGGAAAAAAUUGGAAGUCUUAAUCGCUGAACAGGGUGUAGCUAGAAUGGAAAAUGAGCCUGAUUCUUUGCAAGCACACAUCGAAACACCCGGGGAACAAUCAGAAAAACAAGAUGCACCCUCUACUAGUACAGCUAUAGAAAAAAGCGAGGAAAGUCAGUCCGAUGAUGAUCAAGAAACUAUUAACGCGGCUGACGAUCUUUUGUCAGAAUCUUUUUGCGAAUAUGAAUCUGGAGGUUAUUCACCAAAAUAUAUACCUUACUGUCAACUUGAACCAGGAACAAUAGUCACUUUAGAAGAAGAUGAUAAUCAGCGAUUAGAAUAUGCGAGAAAUCAAGUACUUAGUACCGGACGGAAAAUUCAGAACGUUAUGACCGCGGAAGAACAAGCUAUGCACAGGGAAGCACGUAAAAAUAUGGGUUCCGAUGAGGCACAAUUUAGCGUUGAGUCUUCUUUAGAAGCACAAAUUUACUUGUGGUCUGACAAGUAUAGACCUAGAAAGCCAAGAUAUUUUAAUCGUGUACAUACCGGUUUUGAAUGGAAUAAAUAUAAUCAAACACAUUACGACAUGGAUAAUCCGCCACCGAAAAUUGUUCAAGGCUAUAAAUUUAACAUUUUUUAUCCGGAUCUUAUAGACAAAAACACAACGCCUGAGUACUUUUUGAUGAAAUGCGGCUCGUCGGUUUACGGAAAUCUGGAGAGACCAAAGACUGCGAAUCUCGAGAAACCGAGUGUCUUGGAUCCGAAUCUCGUUGACAAACUCGACAUGUCUCUGCUGAGCAAAGAGCUGCUCAGUGACUCUAUGACGUUGUUCCGCCAUUCGAAAAUAAUUAGUGGGGGAACAUUGUCGUUUCCUUCGUCGUCAAGGUGUCGUCAAGACGUCACUGUUGGCGAACGACGACAACAGCAGCAGCAGCAACAACAACAACAACAACAACAGAGGCCAGCGUCUAACGGCGCAGUAGCGGCGUGGUGCAGUGAUUUAGCAUCGACGCGACACAAACGACGGACAUUCGAACAGAUUUUGGACACAAGGCUCGGGCACGUCGACGUCUCUUCAGAAUCACCAAAAAUGCAGAAACAGGCGCGCAUCACUGGUCAGGAUACCGCGAUGACCAAGAAGAGCAUGGAUAAUAAAAAAUUGGAUGACAAUAACAAUCGAAAUGGAACAAUCGGCCAUAAGGUACCGCCCCUCUCCACGUUAAAGAAGAAAAGUUCAAGCCCGACGAUACAAAACGAUCUGGAGGUGUUCACAGCUUCCUCGACAAAGACCGCCCCGGAACCGUGCAAAAGUUGCGGUGCGGCAAAUCAACCGGAACGAUUUCACAGUCACCCGAAGAGUAACCAGCAAAAGAUCAAAGAUAGCCCGACAAAUUCCAAUACGAAAAUCUCGAUACCAAAAACCGUUCAGAAACCUGUUGCUUUGCACUUUCGCAGCGGCAAGAACAAAAAUAACAUCGAAAUCGAGCAAGGAUUAGUUCCAGAUUUUAAGUCGAAAUCGGCUAGUCCGCAAUCGUGCAAACCGACUAAGAAAGGACCAAGGACCAUCACUUGUUACAUAUGUGGCCGCGAAUUCGGUACCGCCAGCUUUCCUAUUCACGAGCCUCGGUGUAUGCAAAAAUGGGAACGAGAAAAUAACUGUUUGCCUGCCAACCAAAGACGUCCGACACCUCAAAGACCCGAAACACCGAUCGUCGAUCGAUUAGAAUGGAACGCAGCGGCAUGGGAAGAAAGUCAGGCACAAUUAAUUCCGUGUUUCAAGUGCGGAAGAACAUUCAUACCGGAACGUCUGCCGAUACAUCAGAAAAGCUGCAAAGCUCCACCAAAGAAUCCUGACUCGGACAAGUCGGGAAGCUCCGGUCUAGAAAAGUCUACGAGCACCUCUCGAUCCGUACCACCCACAGUUGCUUGUCAAAGUUGCGGCAGAAACUUUGGUACGAAGAGUAUCAAGAUACAUGAGCCUCGAUGUAUCAAGCGGUCUCAAAUGGAGAACGACAGACACCUGCGAAGGAAAGACUCGUUGAGCGUACAAGAAAUCUCAACCAGUCCAACGGGGGAGCAACAGAAGAGGAUGGUCACAUGUUACAUAUGUGGUAGAGACUUUGGAUACACUAGCAUAACCAUUCACGAGCCACAGUGUCUGAAAAAGUGGCACGUGGAGAACGAGAAAUUGCUGCCUGGCGACAGAAGAAAAGAACCCCAAAGACCUGAGCUUAUUUACACUCGUAAUCCAGAAACAGGAAGUAUGGUAGUCGACGUGGUAGCGAUGGCCGAGGCUAACUGGAAAUCGCACCUGAAUCAAUUGGUCCCGUGCAAAUACUGCGGAAGGACCUUUAAUCCCGAUCGUGUAAGCAUUCACGAACGGAGCUGCAAGGGGAAUCGCUGAAAUUUUAUAUCAUAGUUACAAUGGAGCCGACAAAAGAAUCUACUUGAAAAAUGUUCUCGUUUGUAUAAUGCGGAAUAGGGUUUACCUGCUCCACCAUAGACCGAGUCGAUUCUCUCUUCGAUCCAAUUCUAGAGGAUCGCGUUCUUGAACAAUUGUAAAACAAUUUAAUAUAACAGUAGGUUUUCCUCUAAUUAUUCCGAGCAGUAUAAACAAAUAAUAUGAUUUUGAUGUAUUUCUAUCGUAAAAAUUUUAAUGCACGCAUAUACAUGUAUAUAUUUAAAAAAAAAAAAAAAAGAAAAAGAAAAGUCAAAUUCGUUACGUGUGACAAUUUGUUUUAGUAAAAUAAUUUCACAGUAUAAUGUUAUAAUGUAUAUAAAAGACGAAUGUAACGUUGCACGAACACUGUCCUUAAAAAUGAGUGUAUUACGCACAAUUCAUUACUAUUUUCAUAGUCGCGAUAACGAAGAUUAAUAAUUAUUAAUGUCUUUUAUACACGUGUAAUCUAGGUAUAAUAUAUGUAGAGUAGUGAUUGUUAAAUUGACGCAGUAUUUUGUAUGAGUACAUUGUACAAUGUUGAUAACAAUAAGAAAGUAACGUUUAGUGAUGUA